AUUUUCCCCACUUUUCCAUGUUUGGUGAACAUAAGAAAAAUGAGUCAAAGGAAACUCAAUUCUGGUCAAAGGGAAAAAAGAAGUUUUAUGAGAGGAAAGUGUUUUCUUUUCUCUAUUCUAAGGAAAACACUUUCCCAUGAAGCACCUUUUCUUUGCCUCGUCUUCAUCUCCAAAAUCUCUGUUAGCCUUUUCAGCGAUAAUAUUCACACUAGCAAACCACUUUCCAACAUCAAAAUGGGAAAAGUUGUUUCACUUGCAGAGGCUGCCAAAGGGUCAUUUGUCUUCCAGCAGGGGAAGCCAUGCCCAUGUCAAGCCCGUCAGCAUAGACUGAUGAGUAAUUGCUUAUCCUGUGGCAAGAUUGUCUGCGAACAAGAAGGAGAGGGGCCUUGCAGUUUCUGCGGCGCCCUUGUGUUAAAGGAAGGAAGUACGUAUGAUGGUCUUGAAGAAAGCACGGCUCCUACAUCUGAUGCUAAAUUUGCAGCUGAGGCUUAUGCUAAAAGGCUUGUGGAGUAUGAUCGAAAUUCUGCAGCACGUACAACUGUUAUUGACGACCAAAGUGAUUACUAUGAGAUAGAAGGCAACAAUUGGCUAUCAAAUGAGGAGAAGCAACUCUUGAGGAAGAAACAAGAGGAAACAGAAGAAGCAGAACUGGCUAAGAGAAGUAAAGUGGUUGUGACUUUUGAUUUGGUUGGACGCAAGGUAUCGAAUUUUUAGCAACCAGGCUUUUUUGUGUCAUUUCAAAUAAUUCUCGUUUCCCCAUUCCUGUAAAAAAUCCUUGUUGUUGCAGGAAGCUUUUUGCUUCAAAUUUUAAAUAGUGGCACAAUUAUGACUGUUCCUGCUUUUGACAUCCUUUGCUUAUUUUUUAAAAGCUUUGACUGUAAUUUUGAUGCAAUUAUAUUCAAGUAAAUAUGACCCCAAUGACAUAUUCCAUUAA
Messenger RNA from Populus trichocarpa (black cottonwood), 934 nucleotides. RefSeq lists its product as uncharacterized. Gene Ontology annotation, molecular function: zinc ion binding. The record is from RefSeq and is a predicted model, not a curated record. Gene Ontology annotation, cellular component: nucleus. Gene Ontology annotation, biological process: regulation of DNA-templated transcription. Bases 40 to 714 code for a protein of 224 amino acids. NCBI's taxonomy places the organism in Eukaryota, Viridiplantae, Streptophyta, Magnoliopsida, Malpighiales, Salicaceae. The transcript has 2 exons.